AGUUCACCCCGCGGCCAGGCAGCGCGGCAGGGCCCCGAACUGAGGCUUGCGGCGCGCGGGGGCAGCCCUGCCCAGGGAACUGGGCGAGCGCAGGUGUCUUGGCCAGGCGGCCCGGCAAGGUGCCCAGGAUGGAAUGACUUCGUGGAGGGACCCUCUGGUAUGUGUGUCCCUGUCUGGUUGGCAUGUGGAUGGUGCCUAGGACCCAGCAGGCAACCAGCUGAAGUUGUUCUCUUUGGAAGCUCUUGGCCCCAAGGGCCUUCUGGCCUGGGGUCCUGGUCCUGCCAUGGCGUUCCGGCGGACUGAGGGCAUGUCCGUGCUCCAGGCUCUGGCCAUGACGGUGGCGGAGAUCCCUGUGUUCCUGUAUACGACCUUUGGACAGUCUGCGUUCUCACAGCUGCGACUGACCCCAGGCCUGCGCAAGGUUCUCUUUGCCACGGCCCUGGGAACUGUGGCCUUGGCCCUGGCUGCCCACCAGCUGAAGAGGCGCCGGCGGAGGAAGAAGCAGGUGGGCCCUGAGGUGGGAGGUGAGCAGCUAGGCACGGUGCCCCUGCCCAUCCUCAUGGCCCGGAAGGUCCCGUCAGUGAAGAAAGGCUGCUCCAGCCGCAGGGUGCAGAGCCCCAGUAGCAAGAGCAACGACACGCUCAGCGGCCUUUCCUCCAUCGAGCCCAGCAAGCACUCAGGCUCCUCCCACAGCCUGGCCUCGAUGGUGGUGGUGAACUCAUCCAGCCCCACGGCCGUGUGCUCGGGACCCUGGGACGUCAGAGGGAUGGAGGAGUCUACGCCCACCACCGAUGGCAGUGCCGAGAGUCUCUAUGCUCAAGGCAUGGAGCUCUUCGAGGAGGCGCUACAAAAGUGGGAACAGGCCCUGAGCGUGGGCCAGAGGGGGGACAUCGGCAGCACACCCGCGCCAGGGGACAGCCUCCGGAACCCAGAGACUGCCUCAGAGGCACUGUCAGAGCCAGAGUCACAGCGCAGGGAGUUUGCGGAGAAGCUGGAGUCCCUGCUGCACCGGGCCUACCACCUGCAGGAGGAGUUCGGCUCCACCUUCCCCUCAGACAGCAUGCUGCUGGACCUUGAGAGGACCCUCAUGCUGCCGCUCACCGAGGGCUCGCUGCGUCUGCGGGCUGAGGACGAGGAGAGCCUGACCUCGGAGGACUCCUUCUUCUCGGCCACUGAGCUCUUUGAGUCCCUGCAGGCGGGAGAUUACCCGAUCCCACUGUCCAGACCUGCUGCUGCCUAUGAGGAGGCCCUGCAGCUGGUGAAAGACGGGAAGGUGCCCUGCCGCAGCCUCAGGACGGAGCUGCUGGGCUGCUACAGUGACCAGGACUUCCUGGCCAAGCUGCAUUGUGUGCGGCAGGCCUUUGAGGGGCUUCUGGAGGACCAGAGUAACCAGCUAUUCUUUGGGGAGGUCGGCCGGCAGAUGGUGACAGGCCUGAUGACCAAGGCUGAGAAGAGCCCCAAAGGCUUCCUGGAGAGCUAUGAGGAGAUGCUGAGCUACGCCCUGCGGCCUGAGACCUGGGCCACCACUCGGCUGGAGCUGGAGGGCCGCGGGGUGGUAUGCAUGAGCUUCUUCGACAUCGUGCUUGACUUCAUCCUCAUGGAUGCCUUCGAGGACCUGGAGAACCCCCCAUCCUCAGUGCUUGCCGUCUUGCGGAACCGCUGGCUGUCGGACAGCUUCAAGGAGACGGCUCUGGCCACUGCUUGCUGGUCCGUCCUGAAAGCCAAGAGGAGGCUCCUGAUGGUGCCCGAUGGCUUCAUCUCCCACUUCUACUCCGUAUCGGAGCACGUUAGCCCUGUCCUGGCCUUUGGCUUCCUUGGACCCAAGCCCCAGCUUGCUGAAGUCUGUGCUUUCUUUAAGCACCAGAUUGUGCAGUACCUGAGGGACAUGUUUGACCUGGACAAUGUGCGCUACACGUCGGUGCCAGCACUGGCAGAGGACAUCCUGCAGCUGUCCCGGCGCCGCAGCGAGAUCCUGCUGGGCUACCUGGGGACGCCAGUGACCAGCAGCAUUGGCCUGAACGGGGCACUGCCUCGAGAGAAUGGUCCCCUGGCAGAGCUACAGUAGUGGCAGGCACAGGCUGGAGGGGAGGGUGGCUGCCUGGGCCUCGCUCACAGGUGACCAGAGAGAGAAGGUGCCCCUCCCGCCCUUUGGGUUGGUAUCCAAGGGCCAUGGUGGCCCAGGGCAGUUGCCCUGAGCUUGCCCCCACCCGAUGCAUCUGGGAAUCCCCAAAGCCCAGAGAGCAAGUUUCCGUGGAUGGGGUCGAGCCCAGAGCCCACCUGACUGCCUCAGCGUCCCUGGGGAAGCAGAGGCUGGGGCCGGGGAGUGGGAGGGGAUGGCACUGUGGAGACUUGGGACAGGAGAGCCAAGGUGCUGUGGGUGUGGGACCCCUGGAGCUCCAACUACCCCAGGGCUGUCUACAGGGGGGGCAGGAAGUGGAGGUAAGGGAUGGGGAAUGUCCUGGCGCCCCGAGCUGGACGCACCCUCAACUGCGUGGCCAGUGUCAGAGUCCAGGCCUCCUCUGGUCAGUCCAGAAGGCCCACCCUGGCUGCCGCCCGAGAGUCUGCAAGUGCGCAAAGGGUGCAGCGGGGCACCUGUGACAACAGGCCAGGGCUGUCCAGAGUGGGACAGAGGCUGGCGUGCUCAGUGGUACGGUGUCUGCCUAGUGUAUGCAAGACUGGGCUCCACCCAGCACUGAAAAGAAAAUGAUUUUUUCCAGGACAGCGGGGGUGCUCCUCCUGUGCUCACUGUGCAGGGGCUGCCCUGACAAACCCACGCACCGUCCCAGGAUCUGUUCUCCCGCGUGCCCAUACCCUGCAAGGACCGUCAUUGCUCCUUCCACCUCUGCCACCACCAAAGACGAAGAGGUGGUGCUGGGUGCUCCAGGCCCCCCACCUCCCCCUGGGAAGCCCGGAAUUCCCUGGGUGGUGCUAGGCUUGGAGCUGGGGGUUCUGACCAGGGGUCACUCAGGCCCAUCACCUGUGCUGUCGUCAUAGCCCCAGGAGAGGGGCCAGGGACCAUGGUGGGGGACGUCAAGACUGCACAGCUGGACCACACCCCCCACCCCAUUAGGACAAGAAGCUACCAGGCAUUUUACCUUCAACUUGACGCACAAUGCUCUGGGGGCAGCUUAGGGGUGUGGAGCCCCCCUCGGGGCUGGCGCAACCCCGCUGGUCCUGUCCGUGCAUCCCGGUAGCAUCUGUCCUGGCAGCCCUGCAGACUCACGGCUCUGCCAGUGUUUUUGCCCGAGCUGGAAAGUUUUAUUUAUUGCCUUAACACUUUAUUUGGAGUUUCUGCCCCUUCCAGGUUCGAGACCUGCAGGAGAACUAGACUCCCAGCUUCCCAGUCCCGAGCUAGAGCACUGGCCCCGGGACCAGAUCCCUAUCCCUGGGAUGGGCAAGGGCUGCGGGUCGGGAGGGCUCACCCAAGGAGGGGGCUGGUGCAGGGUGAUGCUGGGCAUGCCUGUCAUCUCUGAGCCUGGUCCCCAGACCGGAGGACCCAGGGCAUUGGUGGCUCUGGCCCAGCCCCCCCCCCAGCCCCAUCCUCACAUUCUGUUCUUGCACUUACCCUGCGCUGUGAACGUAAGCCUGGGCUGUGGCCCGCCCGUCUGCCCUGAGUCACCGGGUCUGUUUACACGCCGCGCACUGCCUCUGACACGCGACCUGCUUCCAGCUUCUGUAUGGUGGAGCGUGUGCAUUGACCGCGAGUCCAAUAAACGACUGACACCGUC
This is a messenger RNA of Sciurus carolinensis (gray squirrel), 3728 nucleotides long. It is a transcript of the gene Miga2, whose product is annotated as mitoguardin 2. Lineage: Eukaryota; Metazoa; Chordata; Mammalia; Rodentia; Sciuridae. Gene Ontology annotation, biological process: mitochondrial fusion. The transcript is spliced from 16 exons. The record is from RefSeq and is a predicted model, not a curated record. The coding region runs from base 284 to 2065 and encodes 593 amino acids.